Molecule: messenger RNA, 1522 nt
Organism: Ictalurus punctatus (channel catfish)
Lineage: Eukaryota; Metazoa; Chordata; Actinopteri; Siluriformes; Ictaluridae
Exons: 4
Coding region: 68-1522 (484 amino acids)
Source: RefSeq, a predicted model, not a curated record
UAGCUAAAGCUGUGCUCUGAUUGGCUGAUGUAUUGUAUGCGCUUCCUUCAGGCCGUGCUACAGUCACAUGACCCUGCCUGGUAACCAUGGAGAUGGAGGCAGAUACGAGUAUCUCCCGAACACUCCACGGGACCUCGAGGACACGCGAACGGUUCCACGUCAUGAUCCCGAGUUCUCUCCUAAAGUUGCUCAGAAACAGAACUGUCUCCUCUCCUGCUGCAGCUCCAACAUGGAGGAACCCAGCAGCUUCCAGAGCCAGACGGAGGACGAGGACUACAUGUUGGAGAAGACGGUCGGAUAUCUCCCCCUCCAUCAUGAGCUGGACAGCGGCCUCGGCUGGACGGACGGCAGCUUCCACCAGGGGGAGCUCUCAGGGGUGGAGACGGAGGAAGGGUUAGACGAGUGCCAUGCCCACCAGGGAGGUCGAGGAGCACGAGUGCGAGGAGGAUCGCCUUCGUCCGAGUCGUUCAUUUCGUCAGAGCUAAGUGACUCAGGGUUCUACAGCGUGAGCACGGCCGAGUUCCUGCGCUUUCAGCGUCUGCUGGAGAAACGCAUGCGGGUGUAUAACUCACGCCUCCACCACCAGGGGGAGCUGCAGAGCCUGUGCAUGGACGCACAGAAAGCACACCGUGAACUGGAGGCCAUUCCUGAAGCGCUUGCCAUGCAGCCGGACAGUGAGGGUGUGGAGAUGGACGCUCAACCACCGCAGAUGGUCCGGGUCGCAUCUGUGCAGCUGCGCAAAAGCGAGCGUCCGUGUCUGAACCGCCAUAGCACGAGCAGCGCCGCCAUUUUCUCCACCUGCAGUUCUCCCAGUGGCCAGCAGAGGGGAGCGACGCCACAUGCCUCUGCAGGGAUGCUGAGGAGGAGCAGGACGCUUCAUCACCGCCCGGUGCAUGUGGAACAGCGUAGGAGGGCGAGUCACCCGGCGUCACCUAACCACUGCAGCGUGACGCUAAACCGCUACGCACACGCGCUACAGCAACAGCUAACUGAGGAGACUGAAACAGACGUGCUGCUGUACAUCAUGCUAACAACUUCAUACAUCCUACGCAACAUGCUAAUCUCCCUCCACACCCCUUUCAUGCCACUAUUCCCACCCAACACACACACCACACCCACAGUACACUCACCUCACAUGCUCCACACCAUGACCAUGCCCACACUACGCUCCCCACCCAACACAAACCCCACGCCAAUGAUACACAUGCAUUACACGCCACACACCAUGGCCAUGCCCACGCUACGCUCCCCGAGCAACACACACAUCACGCCCAUGGUACACCUGCAUCACACGCCACACACCACGGUCACGCUACGCUCCCCGAGCAACACACACACCAUGCCCACGGUACACCUGCAUCACAUGGUGCACACCACGGCCACACCCACGCUACACUCCCCGCCCAAGACACACACCAUGCCCAUGGUAUACUCCCAACACACGCCCUGCCCCACAACCAUGCUACACUCCCCGCCCAACAUACACAUCACAUGGCACGGAUGCGCCCCAAACAUGCUAUGA